Molecule: messenger RNA, 2434 nt
Organism: Plutella xylostella (diamondback moth)
Lineage: Eukaryota; Metazoa; Arthropoda; Insecta; Lepidoptera; Plutellidae
Product: dynein axonemal intermediate chain 4
Biological process (GO): cilium movement
Cellular component (GO): axonemal dynein complex
Molecular function (GO): dynein light chain binding; dynein heavy chain binding
Source: RefSeq, a predicted model, not a curated record
ACGUUUUUAUUAAAUCAUCGUUGUCAAAAAAUAACAGAAUAAAAAGAUAACCUGGGAAUCGCUGAACAUUUUUUGUUGUUGAAGUUGAAUAAAGUUUCUGAAAACCUUGGUAGGAAUUUAAUAAAUAUAAGUAUAAUUUUGCUACUAGCUUAAUGAGGUAAAUUUCAAUUCAACAUGAGGCCAUCACAAAUAAGUUUCAAAACAGUGACCCAUGCUCCAACACAGGAUGAUAUUAAAAGUGAAGCGAAAUUGGCUUCCAAGCCCUCAUUAAGUGGCAGUCGCCGCUUCAUCUCCAAGAGUUCCGUCGGCUCGGUGGACACGGCGCGGGGCAGCCAGUCCUCGCUCGCGCUACAGGGGAGGCCGCUCGGCAGCAGGUACGAGGCGGCGCGGCGCGUGCUGCUGGACGGGGAGGACGUGACGCCCGCGCCGCUGCACGCCGCCGCCUGGCCCGCGCUGCCCGCCGGCGCCACGCACGCCGCCUUCGCGCGCCCCCCCCGCCCCCGCCGCGCCACCGCGCCGCCGCCCGUCGACUCCACCACCACCGACGUCGGCAUGAAAGUGUACGACACCACCAUCGACCUUGACGACAUACAUAUCGAUCACACAAUCGACACCGAGCAGGGCGUCGCGCCGCCCGACGACGACCCCGAGCGCGCGCCCUCCGCCUACUACUUGCCCAAGCGAGGGGACAUGUCCACCUAUCCGUCGCACAUUUUCGUCACCCUCAAGGAAACUGACACCGUCUUUUUGAUAGACUUGCCGAGCUACUCCAGCGAGAAGGGGACCGAUGAGGCGAACGCUAUCGAGCAGGAAAAUGAAUUCUACAACUACAUCACGGUCGGGAAGGGCCGCAACCGUAAGAUGGUGUCGGCGGAGACGCAGACGAGGUCGUGCAUCACGCAGUCUCGUCACUCGCUGGCGCUGCGGCCGCUGAAGAAGAAUGCGGGCGCGUUCGCGUCGCUGUGGGACAUGCACGACACGUACGCGGCCCUGGAGCAGCUCGCGGCGCCCGCCGAGCCCGACGACAUGGUGCUGCGGCAGGAGGCGCCGGCCCACAUGCUGCGCCCCCGCGCCGCCGCGCCCGCCGCGCCGGAGCAUGCGCUGGCGGCCCUGGCGGACUGCCCGCGCUUCCGCGACGCCGCGCUCCUGGCCGAGCGCGUGCUCGCCUCGCUGCACUACGCCGAGGAGCAGAAGGUGUUCCGCGGCCUGCGCCCGAUCGACCCGCGCUCGCUCGACCUGGUCUACGAGUACAACAUGCGGCCGCUGUGGACCUUCGAGAGCGAGGAGACGGCGGGCCGCCCCGUGGCGGCGCUGGCCGUGAACCCGCGCGACCCGGACAUCGUGGCCGUGGGCUACGGGCGCUACGCCUACGCGGACGCGCACGACGGGCUGGUGUGCGUGUGGAGCACCAAGAGCCCGCGGCGGCCGGAGCGCGUGUACCGCUUCGAGCAGCCCGUGACGGCGCUGGCCUUCUCCCCCGCGCGGCCGCAGCGGCUGGCGGCCGGGCUGGGCGCCGGCGCCGUGCUGCUGCUGGACGUGCGCUCGCACACGCUGCGUGUGGAGGCGCGCAGCCGCCGCGACACCAACCCGUGCUUCGAGCCCGUGUGGGGCGUGCAGUUCGUGCGCGAGGCGGCGCCGGGCGAGGCCGUGGUGGCCGUGUGCCAGGACGGCCGCAUCAACCGCUUCGUGAGCACCAAGACGCACGACCUGAUCUGCACGCCCAUCAUGCGGCUGGCGGCGGUGGAGGGGCGCGCGGCGGGGCUGCGGGGGGAGGCGGGGUGCCGCGCGGACGUGCCGGCGGCGCGCGGGGCGGCGGCGCUGUGCCUGCUGUGGCACCCGGCGGCCGCGCACGUGUACUUCGUGGGCUCGCACGAGGGCUGCGUGCACCGCUGCUCCACGCUGUACGGCAACCAGCCGCUGGGCGUGUUCCGCGCGCACGCGGGCCCCGUGCUGGCGCUGCGCGCGAGCCCCUUCGACCCGCGCCUGCUGGCCACGGGCGGCGCGGACGGCUGCGUGCGGCUGUGGCUGGAGGGGCUGGCGCCGUGCGUGGCCACGCUGCGCGGGGACGGCGCGGUUCACGCCGUGUGCUUCAGCCCGCUGCAGUCCACGCUGCUGGUGGCGGCGCACGGCGCGCGGCUGCUGGUGUGGGACCUGCGGCGCCGCACGCACGCGCCGGUGGCGGGGCACGCGGGGGGGGCGGUGGUGACGGCGGCGGAGGCGGCGGGCGGCGCGCUGCUGGCGGCGGACGCGGCGGGGCGGGUGCGCGCGCUGCAGCUCCGCGACACGCCGCUGCCCGCGUACCGCCAGCGCCGGCUGCUGGACCUGGCGCUGCGCAGCGCGCUCUGCACGCGCCCGCACCUGCUGCGCCAGCUCGACAAGCUACCCACCGUUAAAGACUAAUUAACAUCUAAGCCCCCAGGAAACGAGUGCAAGA